UAUAUCGUCGAAAGAGGAUCUGUCUCAUCGGAAAAUAGGGGAACCACUCCGUAGAGAUUUUCUGUCGGUCGGAAGACUCGCAAGUACUUGGAUGGAAUUGUGUUCAAUGUCAGCUGUUUCACAACAUCGGCCUUGAGACUGAACCAAUCAUUGUCAAGCCAGAAAUCUAGCGACCCUCGGCUCAUUGGCUCCUCUUGUAAUGUAUUAUAGACAAAUCGUCUACCCCAUUUGGAAAGCUGCUUAAUCGACUUUAGGUUGACAAUAGGUCUAUUGAGCUGCCGAUAACCCCCUGGAAGUACAGUCACAGAAUAUUUAUGAGAUCUUCGACGAGCCAUUUCUGUUUCUUGAGCGUCUGGAGAACCACCAGUGGGUGUGGGUGUUCUGGAAGAUUGACGGCCGGUUAUGGAUGCGGAAUGACUCUCUGCUAGUAACAGAAAGUAGGCGAAGACACCGAGGCUCCAUAGAUCCGAGAGAGCAUUGCAUUUGUUGCCACUAUCAAGUUCUGGGGCUGUGAAACAUGUGGCCGUUUUGCCAAAAUGCUCCACCGGUUCAACACCAGUGAGAACAAUAUCUGGCAAUGCGGAAGUUCUCCUUGCUGCAUGGAUGCUGUCAAAGUCAACACGUCCAUGCACUCGUCCAUGGAAAGCGGUGUGGAGCCAACGCAGAGCAGAAAGAAGUUGGUUUACCCAUCGUGCCACACUGAAUUCUGUAUAUUCUCCUCGAGCCAAGAGAACGUCCAGUAGAGGUCCUCCCGGUACCCAUGUUGAAAGUCCAAUUCCACCAGUUGGUUUUGCUGCAUCAUUUGCCAUCCACCCGAGACAAAGACUCUGAGGUAGGAGACUGGGUGUGCGAACACUAAAUUGUUGGGUGAACAAAGGUGCGCCUCCUAGUCCUGCAGAUGCUGAUGUCGCAGCAGCGGAUCUGAGGAGAGUGAAUAGGAGAGCUUGUUGUCUGGCAUUUACUUCCAGCGGAUCUCCUGAUUCUAGUCCAUGAAGGCGUGUUAUCUUUGCAAGUAUGAAGGCAGGAAGUCGAAUAGGCUGUUUUUCUGGCUGCUGAGUAGGGAUAUUGCCUCUUUCGACCAAGGCAGGAUGACAUCUUAGGAGAACCAUAAGCUGCGAAUCAUUGCCAAAUGCUCCUCUUGAAAUGAGGCCCUCCGUGCGGCAAAGCAUUUUAACAGCUUCAAGGUGGGGGAAUAAUCCACCAGUUUGUAACAACUCAUUCAUUACCCCUGAGGGAGGGGGACGUUUGAAAGCCUCGUGUUCCGCUUUACCAGCCUUCGUUGUAGCCGUUGAGGCCAUAGCCUCCGGAUGGUCACUAAGACCGAAGGGAUGUGUGGCUUGCCUCCACUGGAGCAUCCAUUCGCGUUCUUCCUCAGGCAGAGGAAUUUUAGACGCCUGACCUGAGUGAAGACGAAACUCCGAAGAGGCAAUACUGUAGGGACUCCAUCCCACAGCAUUUCGAACGCAAACACGAACUCGAUAAGCUUGAUCAGGCUCCAGAUCGGUGAUCAAUAUUCGUCUGUCCACCGUGUAGCCCACAGUUCUCCAAGCUGACGCUACUGGCUUGACAUCAGGGUAUUUAACAUCUACACGAUAAAUAAAGUCUUCACAGCUGUCAUAAUUUCCGCAAGACCAUCCAACGAGCACUUCUGUGGAGGCAGAUUGUAGAAUUCCAGGUCUACCUGGUGGUUUAGGUGGCUCAGGAAGCAGAAUUCUAGCUCUCGUUUUCGCCUUUCCAUUUCGUGCUCUUAUGACACAUUCCACAAUCUUUCCAGCCAUUCCACGUUCAGCAUCUUCUAUCUUCAGCCACAACCAUCCAUUAGGUUCAGCUCCGAGUGUAACACCAGGAGACUCAGAGAGAAGGCAACCCGAGAGAUACCAGGCUGCUGCUACACCACCGCUGCCUCCUACUGUACCGCCAAGGUCAUAUCCCUCCAAUCCAAGGGCUUCUAAGUCAUUUCGGACAUCGCCACGCUUGUAGAGAAGCUCUGGAGCUGGCAGACGUGGUGGGUUGGCAAUUUGACAGGAGAAAAAUACGCUAUUUGUUGUAGGAUCUAUUCGGCUGUCUCGCAGUGGGUUCGCGAAUACGGGAGCAAGUUUGUUUGUCGAUUUGAUCGGGCCCUCACAGAGAUGUGGUUCUACGGGUAAGAUCUGUUCAUCACGUUCCUUUGAAAUGUCAUCACACAUGCGCUUAACCGGUUCAGAAGAGUCGUCCGCCGACAAGAGACUGGGACUACGGGAACCGCUUAGACCACGCCAUGGAUCCAAACGUGGUGAUGGGGACUCCAUUGGUGACUGA
Rodentolepis nana is the source of this 2298-nucleotide messenger RNA. The record is from the annotation of a GenBank genome assembly. Lineage: Eukaryota; Metazoa; Platyhelminthes; Cestoda; Cyclophyllidea; Hymenolepididae.